AUGGCCUCAAACUCGCAUUCCGAAGCUUCUUCAUCUCAAAACCCUACUGACGUCCUCCGAACUGCCACUUUUUCACGUACGGAAGGUUCUGCGUCACCAGAAAAUGCUGUUACAUCUUCCGACCUGCUCAUGGCGGCAUACGACCCCGCCAGGCUUCACCCGUUAGCUGACUUGGGGGAUAAACUAGACUACCUACUUCUUGAUGAUGACAAGACAAGCGAACUUCCUGGAGCUGGUACGGCAAUACCCUCCAGGGGGUGGAGUGACGACCUUUGUUAUGGGACGGGUACCAUGUAUCUCGGUGGUUUGGCCCUUGGCGGUGCGUGGGGUGUGCGUGAAGGUGCUCGAAGGCCACUUGCCGUAUCAAAUACGAGACUACGGAUCAACAGCAUCCUGAACUCUGUUACUCGUCGAGGUACUUUCAUUGGCAACUCGGCCGGAGUAAUGGCCCUUAUGUACAAUGGGGUUAAUUCUUCCAUUGACGCAUUGAGAGGAAAACAUGACACAGCAGGCAGCAUGGCAGCUGGCGCAGUGACAGGCGCCUUAUUCAAAUCCACUGCUGGCAUCAAGCCGGCCAUUGCUGCUGCUACUUUAGUGUCAGGCAUGGCAGGAAUCUGGAGUUAUGUGAAAAAGAACAUUUGA
Molecule: messenger RNA, 642 nt
Organism: Psilocybe cubensis
Lineage: Eukaryota; Fungi; Basidiomycota; Agaricomycetes; Agaricales; Agrocybaceae
Exons: 4
Coding region: 1-642 (213 amino acids)
Biological process (GO): protein import into mitochondrial matrix
Cellular component (GO): mitochondrial inner membrane; TIM23 mitochondrial import inner membrane translocase complex
Molecular function (GO): transmembrane protein transporter activity
Source: RefSeq, a predicted model, not a curated record